Molecule: messenger RNA, 1446 nt
Organism: Microstroma glucosiphilum
Lineage: Eukaryota; Fungi; Basidiomycota; Exobasidiomycetes; Microstromatales; Microstromataceae
Exons: 2
Coding region: 1-1446 (481 amino acids)
Molecular function (GO): protein binding
Source: RefSeq, a predicted model, not a curated record
AUGGACCCACUCGUUGCUCUCCCUCACGAGCUCGUCCUGCGGAUCCUCACCUACCUCGACCUGCCUGCCCUCACCAAAGUAGAACUCUUGUCGCGCACUUGGAAUGCCCUUUCGAAGUUUCACAGCCGACUGCUAUGGGCAGCUCAAGCACAAGCGAUGGACGAUGAGAAGAUGAGAGUCACAGGUCUUGAGGCAAGGCAAGUGGGUGUUACUGAUGCGGAUCUCUCGGCCGCCAUUGAUCAGAAAGCUUGCGCCAUGCGCGAUACUUGGACUGGGAUUGGCGAUUGGAAAGAGUACUGCAAGCGCCAGUAUCUGAUCACAUCCAAUUUGGCUAGAGAACACCCUAGCUUCGUGUCCCAGGAAUUCAGAACCGUCGAUGCCUGGCGCCUGAGAGUAGACUACGAGGCUCGCCUGCUAAUUGUCACCAGCAUUCGAGGCGGGCUCUUCGUCUACGAUCUCGACAGCUCUCCUUCCACUCCCGAGCUACUCUGGAGCAGGAAUGGUGAAGAGAUCGGACCCUAUGCCCAUCUCGAGUACAGUAAGGGCACACUGGCCACGAAUCCUUCUGUGGAGGGUACUAUUGAGAUAUGGCGCAGAACCGAGCUUAUCGGGGCAGAGAAGCUUCGAGCUCUUGGGCACAGUAUCAAUGACCCAGAUUCCGGGAGAAGCACAGGUGCCAGAGACACUAAGCAAGCACGAAUAAGUCCAGGCACAUUCACUCGGCUUGGACGCCUUCCGCACGAUAAUUCAGUCCGAGGCUUUCACUUGCGGUACCAUACUCUCUGCGUCGUUUCCGAAAUGAGACGGGCUUGGGUAUGGGACCUCUCGACUGAUGAUCCUGCUCUUGUUCGCGAGCUCGAGAUCGAAGAAGGCGCCCAAGGUCACCUGGAGCAAGACGACGAUGUUGUGAUGUUCGCAAUGACAGACGGCUAUCACAUCUUCAACAAGGCUACUGGGCAAAUGCUAGGCAAGAUUCGAUACAUGCCUGAUUUGACAGCGAGAAACUUCUCUCAUCUCAACAAUCCGCCGCGCUUCAAUGCGUGGCCUCACCAACGUGAGACUCGGAAGAAGAAAGAUACCCCCAUACCGCUCGACGAUCGACACAUCUCCCUCGAGCUGAAGCCAGGCACAAGCAGCGACGAGUCGCAUCUCUGGGCAGAGAGUUUGGGUGACAUGGCGAGUCAGGAGUGGGGAGCUGGUAUGCUCUGCGGAUCGAUCAUGGUAGGCGUCUCCAAAGAGGGCUUCACCGUCAUUGUCAGCGAUUGGCCGCGCCUCCUCAAGAAUCAGGUGAAGGCUGCGGAUGUCGUCUCCUUCAUUGAGUGCGAUCCACAGGAUUCUGACCGCGAAGUGAGUGCUACUGUCGAACAAGACGAGGCCGGUCGUUCAUCUCGGGCUAUUGGCGAAGAGGUUUCGAUUCAAGAGAGGCAGAGAAAAGUACAGGGGUGA